AGUGAUACCCAGUGAGGAGGAGGACUGAACUCCGCGCUGGGAGAAACCUCGGGUUGAAAGAGCCAGAGACCAAGGAUCCAAACGCGCCAUGCUCUUCGGUUGGGGCGACGGCUCCUACGGGCAGCUGGGCUCGGGCGAGGAAGAGGCUUCCCAGCCGGUUCCUCUCCGUUGCAAUCUGCCAGCGGUUGGCGGGCAAGAAGUGGCCCUGGUGGCUUGCGGGGAGCGGCACACGCUGCUGCUCCUGGCCGACGGGAGCCUGGCUUCUUGCGGAGACAACGCUCAGGGACAGCUGGGGAGGAAGCUCCCCGCGGGACGGCAGCGAUGCUACCUGGCAGAACCAAUCCAAGCCUUGGAAGCCCAGACUAUCAUCUAUGUAAGCUGUGGAAAGGAGCAUUCAUUGGCCAUCAGCAGCCAAGGGAUGGUAUUUUCAUGGGGAGCUGGUGGUUUUGGACAGCUUGGCACCGGGACGCUAAAGGACUCUUCGACUCCAAAGAAAAUAGAUUCUUUAUCUAGGUACAAUGUUAUACAAGUUGCUUGUGGACACUAUCACUCCAUAGCACUUACCAAAGAUGGCCGAAUUUUUUCCUGGGGACAGAACAGCCAUGGUCAGCUGGGUCUUGGUAAAAAAUUUCCAUCCCAGUCUCAACCGUGUAACAUUUCCUCUCUUGCUGGCAUCCCCUUGGCUCAGGUGGCUGCUGGUGGGGCACACAGCUUUGUCUUGUCUCAUUCUGGAGUAGCCUAUGGCUGGGGAAGGAACAAUGCACAUCAGUUGGGUUUAAACCAGAAAACUUCAAAAGAACAGAUCUUCAAACCUUACUCAGUAGGUGCCCUGAGAAACCUUGAAGUGACUUAUAUUAGCUGCGGAGAUGAACAUACAGCUGUUCUCACCAAGAGUGGCAGUGUUUUCACCUUUGGAGAUGACAGUGCUGGACAACUAGGACACAACUCUUCAAAGACUGGUCCUCAGAAAAUCGAUGAGAUUGAUGAUCGAGUUUCCCACAUUUCCUGUGGAAGUUAUCACACUCUUUGUGUCUCUGCGUCUGGGCAGUUGUGGUCUUUUGGACGAGGUCUCCUGCAGGAUACGGAAAGUUCGGCAUCGGAGAGCAGACAAGAAGAAAGAAAUUGUAUUGACCUCAAUGCUCUUCUUGCCCCUAAUGAAUUGUUGGGAAUCCAAAUUUUUGCUGGAGCAUAUGUCAACUUUGUCAAUACAUGUCAGGCUUCUGCAUGUACUAAUGCAGCCACCUCUUUGGAAGUCUUGCCUAGGAUCAGCCAGCUGGACAGAGGACUGAUUGAGAAAUGGAAGUCAGCAGAAAUAAGAAGUGAAGCACAGCAGAAUGCUCUAAGGGAGAUAAAAGAAAUUUUUUCCUCACCUCCUUGCUUAACAGCAAGCUUUUUACAAACAAGAUCUGAUGUGCCAAUGGACUGUUAUAUCCCAGUGAAUCUUCAAGAAGCAAGAAAAGUUUUGAAGGAACUUGCUACGACAGAUUGGAUUGCUCAGCAGAUCUGUUCUUCCCUAUCGGGCAACCUAUUUCCUGCUCUUCCAUGGAGUUCUCCUCACCAAGAAGCUUUUGCUAUUUUUCUUCUGAUACCUGAGUGCUGUGUUGUUCAGGGAGCACAUGAGAUGCCGUUACUAGUUUUACAGUUUGCUGAAGCUGUCACAGGUCUGAGCAAAGGCUCGUCCAAGAUUCUAGAAAAGUAUUGGUCCUUGUUGCCCGGUCCGUUUUUCGAGCAAAUAGUUCAAAUGUUGAAGACAUGUGUGUCAGCCAUGUUGCCUUGUUAUAACCAUUUCCCCAGAGACAAGACAUGGAUUGGUACCCUCGAAGUGCUUAAAAAGCUGUAUAAGGUCAACAUGAAGGCUGAAUGCCAACUGCAAACAAGUACUUUCUGCAUAGACGAAAUUGCUCAAAAAAUUAACUUAAUAGGAGAUUUACAGAGAUGGAAGUUACAGGAAAAUAUCCCAGAAGAAGAGAAGUUAAUCUGUUUAUGUCAUUUUCCUUUCGUCUACAACGUAGCAAUCAAGAGGGAAAUACUUUAUUACAUGUCCUGUGUUCUACAAGAGUAUUUAAAAAAUAAAGCUUAUUAUGAAUUGUGCGAUUCGAGGCUGAGAAAAAGUGACCUUCCAGAAUAUCCUAUCUUUACUCUGAAAGUACGACGCCACUUCCUCAUUGAAGACACCUGGCACAAGCUUAGUAUAACAGAAGACAUCUACCUGAAAAAGUACCUGCGGGUUCAAUUUGAAAAGGAAAUGGUUGGAUAUGGAGGUACAGGUUACCUGGUGGAAUUCUUUUCAGAAGUGUUUGAGAGGCUGGCACAGCCAGAAUAUGGGAUGUUUAUGUAUUGUGAACCGUGUUCCCCAAUGUGGUUUCCUACCAAGCCUUCUGUGGAAAAGAAUAAAUACUACCUUUUUGGUAUUCUCUGUGGACUCUCAAUAGCCAACCAAGUCACUGCCUACCUACCUUUCCCACUUGCUGUCUUUAAAAAGCUGCUUAACAAGAAGCCAACUCUCAAUGAUGUGAAAGAGCUAUGCCCUGUGAUAGGAAGGAAUUUGCAGAGAGUUCUCGAGUAUGAACAUGAUGAUAUGGAAGAUGCGUUUGGGCUAUGUUAUUGUAUUUCCUGGGACAGCAUGGAUGUAGACUUGAUUGAAAAUGGCAUUUUGACAGCUGUAAACCAGGCCAAUAAGAAAGACUAUGUUGACAAAUACGUCGAUUAUAUAUUCAACAAAUCAGUGGAUGAUGUUUUCAGUGAGUUCAGGAGAGGAUUUUACAAAGUCUUGGAUGAACAGAUAGUUGCCAUUUUUGAGCCUGAACAACUGAUGGAAGUGGCAAUUGGAAAUGCCAAUUAUGAUUGGGAUUUGUACGAAAAGAAUGCUGAGUAUUGCGGCAUAUACAGCUCAACGCACCCAACCAUAGAGAUGUUCUGGGAAGUUUUUCAUGAGCUGAGUUUGGAGGAUAAAAAACGUUUUCUAGUGUUUGUGGUCGGAAAUGACAGGAUCCCUGUGACAGGAAUGAAAUUUUGGAAGAUAAGAAUUUCUCCACAUGACUCAUCCUCAGAGGAUUGUAUCCCUGAGGCCAGGACCUGUGGGCAUCUUAUAUUGCUGCCAAUUUACUCAACAAAACAAAAACUGGAGGAGAAGCUUCUUCAAGCGAUCGACAACAAUCGUGGCUUUGGCAGAUUCGCGCCCGGAGUCUGAAACAGAAACUUGAAGAUGCCACCUUGGAAGCUGUAGCCUAUACAUACAUACAUACUUACAUACUUACAUACAUACAUACAUACAUACAUACAUAA
This is a messenger RNA of Thamnophis elegans (Western terrestrial garter snake), 3285 nucleotides long. RefSeq names its product probable E3 ubiquitin-protein ligase HERC6. Gene Ontology annotation, molecular function: ubiquitin protein ligase activity. The record is from RefSeq and is a predicted model, not a curated record. The transcript has 23 exons. The coding region runs from base 89 to 3190 and encodes 1033 amino acids. NCBI's taxonomy places the organism in Eukaryota, Metazoa, Chordata, Lepidosauria, Squamata, Natricidae. Gene Ontology annotation, biological process: protein ubiquitination; ubiquitin-dependent protein catabolic process.